AUGCCUCGAGCAGAAGUGGGAUCAACCAAGUACAUCGCCAACCAGAUGAAGUCGAAAGGGCUUCAACGGUUGCGAUGGUAUUGUCAAGCAUGUCAACGGCAGAUGCGGGACGAGAAUGGAUUUAAAUGCCAUGUUGCCUCCGAAUCGCACGUCCGUCAAAUGCAGCUGAUCGGCGAAGACCCUCGAAAAGCCAUCAACGACUUCUCAAACCAGUUCCUCCGAGAUUUCAUCCAACUUCUACGUACGGGACACGGCGAGAAAAAGGUCAACGUCAACCAAUUCUAUCAAGAGUACAUCUCAAAUAAACAACAUAUUCAUAUGAAUGCGACCAAAUGGAGCAGCUUGACCGAUUUUGCAAAGUACCUUGGCAGAGAAGGAAUAUGCCGCGUGGACGAGGAUGAGAAAAACGAAAGCCGCGCGGGCGCAAGUGGGCUCACCAUCAGUUGGAUUGAUAACAGUCCCGAGGCUCUGCGACGACAGGAGGCGAUCCGCAAGAAGGAGAGACAAGACCGUGGCGACGAAGAACGAGAGCAGCGUAUGAUCCAGGAACAGAUUCGAAAGGCAAAGCGACAGGGAUUGCCGGACACUGAAGAAGAUGAGGAGGAACAAGGGGACGAUAUCGAGACUGUUGGCGGCGAGGGCAUCAAACGGAGGGAGGGAGAGAAAAUCGUGCUCAAUUUUGGAGCAAAGAAACAGACACCGGAGACAGCCAAACCACCCACGCCGCCUCUCUCGGAGAAAGAUGAAUCACCAUCAUCCGACAAGGAGAAGGAGGUCGGCACAGCCCCCAGAGCCUCGCCUCCUGUGUCCGACGACCCCAAGCCAAAGCAACCCAUAUCCAUGUCCUUUGGCGCCUCGUCAACCAAACCGAAGAAUGUCUUCGCCGCAUCUUCCAAGAAAAACCCCUUGGGUGCUUCGAAAAAGCCAUCCGGCCCUGUCCAGCAAAGGCCAAUGAGCGAAGCGGAGAGGAUUAUGAAGGAAGAGAUUGAGCGGAAACGGCAACGGGAGGGCAGCGGUGCUCACGGUGGGAAUGUGUUCAAAAGGGCACGGGUUUGA
Molecule: messenger RNA, 1056 nt
Organism: Fonsecaea erecta
Lineage: Eukaryota; Fungi; Ascomycota; Eurotiomycetes; Chaetothyriales; Herpotrichiellaceae
Exons: 1
Coding region: 1-1056 (351 amino acids)
Biological process (GO): DNA replication; DNA damage response
Cellular component (GO): nucleus
Molecular function (GO): double-stranded DNA binding
Source: RefSeq, a predicted model, not a curated record